Molecule: messenger RNA, 5965 nt
Organism: Rattus norvegicus (Norway rat)
Lineage: Eukaryota; Metazoa; Chordata; Mammalia; Rodentia; Muridae
Source: RefSeq, a predicted model, not a curated record
CGCCGAGGCCACGCCCCUUCGGCCGGCUGUUUUCCACCGCGGUCGCGCUGUCGCGGGGCGGCGGGGUGGGUUCCUUCGGAUGCGACCUCCGUCCCGGUGGCUCGCAGCUGCUCUGCGACGCGACAGGCCCGGCGCGUGAGCGGCGAGGCGCGCGCCGGCGCCGGCCGCCUUCCCUCCCCCUCGCCACCUCCUCCGCCUCCCCCUCAGGAAACGACAGCUGCGCGGGGCUGGCGCCGCCUCCCGCCACCUACCACGUCCGCCCGGCCGUCGCCCGGCGCCCCAGCCCGGCCGCGGCGCUCCCCGCCUCUCCGCUAGCCCAGCCGGCGGCUCUGCCCGGUUGCCGCCCAGCAUGAACAUCAUGGAUUUCAACGUGAAGAAGCUGGCGGCCGACGCGGGCACUUUCCUCAGCCGGGCCGUGCAGUUCACAGAGGAAAAGCUUGGCCAAGCAGAGAAGACAGAACUGGAUGCUCACCUGGAAAAUCUCCUCAGCAAGGCGGAGUGCACCAAAGUGUGGACAGAGAAGAUAAUGAAGCAGACUGAGGUGCUGUUGCAGCCAAAUCCAAAUGCCAGGAUAGAAGAAUUUGUUUAUGAGAAACUGGACAGAAAAGCGCCAAGUCGUAUAAACAACCCAGAACUUUUGGGACAGUAUAUGAUUGAUGCAGGCACUGAGUUUGGCCCAGGGACAGCUUAUGGUAAUGCCCUUAUUAAAUGUGGAGAAACACAGAAGCGAAUUGGAACAGCUGACAGAGAGCUGAUUCAAACAUCAGCCUUAAAUUUCCUCACUCCUUUAAGAAACUUUAUAGAAGGGGAUUACAAGACAAUCGCAAAAGAAAGGAAGCUAUUACAGAAUAAGAGACUGGAUUUGGAUGCUGCAAAAACAAGACUAAAAAAGGCAAAAGCUGCAGAAACUAAAAGUUCACAACUAAACUCGGCCCGCCCUGAAGGAGAUAACAUUAUGGUAAAUUUCUCUUACAUGCUCAACUUCCUGCAUGUAAAAUGGCUGAAGAUUUGGGCAGAGGAAGUGACAAAAUCUGAACAGGAAUUAAGAAUAACUCAAAGUGAAUUUGAUCGUCAGGCAGAGAUUACCCGUCUUCUGCUGGAAGGAAUCAGCAGUACACACGCCCAUCAUCUCCGCUGUCUGAAUGACUUUGUAGAAGCCCAGAUGACUUACUAUGCACAAUGUUACCAGUACAUGUUAGACCUACAAAAACAACUGGGAAGUUUUCCAUCCAAUUAUGUUUCUAACAACAAUCAGACUUCUGGGACACCUGUGCCGUAUACUUUGUCAAAUACCAUUGGUCCUUCUGCUGUGGCUUCAACAGGUAGCCUGGUAAUCACCUGUCCUCCUAACCUCAGUGACCUUAAAGACUCCAGCAGCACCAGGAAGGCCAGGGUGCUGUACGAUUAUGACGCUGCCAACAGUACGGAGCUGUCACUCCUGGCAGACGAGGUAAUCACUGUGUUCAGUGUCGUUGGAAUGGACUCCGACUGGCUAAUGGGGGAGAGAGGAAAUCAGAAGGGCAAGGUGCCAAUUACCUACUUAGAGCUUCUCAAUUAAUUCAGGGAGACCAUGAGAGGUUGCCCAUCAUGACACCAUAUUUAUAUAAAUAACUCUAAAGCAGGUUUAAAUACUUUCAAUGUUAAAGUCACAAGAGACUGAAAAAGAAAAAUUACAAGCCAUCAGAAACUGGCUGUUUGCCAAUAAACCUGCAUGGUUAAUCCUUCAUUACAGAAUUUAUGUUAGCGAUUUCAUGACAAGAAUGUUUUCUUAAACAAUUCUCUUUCUACUGAGGUUUCACUAACAAACAAGUUCUACUUUUGAGUCCCAACUUAAAAACAAAAGGAUUCUUUUCUACUGAAUUUUUCAUUAACGGCGAGCUUUUUCUUUUAUGCAAAAUAAAUUUAUUGUGCAUGAUGCCAGUGACUCAUUUAUUAGGUACAAUAGCCAAAGAAUAAAAACCCCUUUUCACCUUGCUGCCCAGUAGAAAUCAGAUGGCUUAAGUGCUAGGCUUUAGUAGGGUCUCCUGGCUUUGGAGUUUGGGUUGGGUUGGGUUCAGUUUAUUGAUGUUUAAUACACUACUGGAUAGUUUCUUCUAAACCUGAGUCUUGAAAAGUAUUACCUUAUUUCAUAAUUUUGUUAAGGUUGUAGAACACCGGGGACAAAUUCAUUCACUAAGAAUAAUUUUAAGAUUAUUCAGUUGCUAAAAUUGGCUGCUUAAUCAGAACAUUGAGAAGAUACUACACUACAGUAACGGUUUGUUGUUGAGCAAGAAGUGUGUAAAACACAGGGUAGUGCAUCAGCAUUCCUUACAGGCCAAGUAGGCAUGCAGUGGGUGAAGUCCGUCCUCAUCAGGGUCUCCGGUUAUACUGUCGCUCCCUGGAGAUGACUAAUGACACAGUUGGAACUGGAGAAGUGCUGUAAGGGCUGUGCUAUCCAUAGCACAAGUUGCUAUACAUUGCCAGGUGAGGAAUUCUUUGGUUAGGUCUUCAGGUCUCAUUCAUUCAUCAUCCAUCCAUCCAUUCAAAGGACAUUUAUUGAGGACCAGGUACUUUGUUGAUCAACUAAGUAUACUUCUGUGAACAAGAUGUUCUUAAAGAAGACAAACAUUAACCUCUAAUAGGACUGAUGUUGUGAUGGAGGAAAUAGAAGCAUUGUGUUAGGAAUUACCUAGUUUGGAUCUGAGAAGUCAGAAGUUGACCAGGUAGAAGGAAAAGUUGUGUUGGGCCCAGAACCAAGAGAGCAUCAAUCCGUUCAGAGUAGCUUAACAAUGAGGUACAAAAGUGCAGUGUGUUUACUCAGAGACUCUGGGAUCGUAAACUCUUGAGCUCUGAAGUAGUAUUUAAAUAGCACUUUAGAGCAUCUAUUUGUGUUAAGAGUGCCUAAGAGCUUGGUAAACAUGGAGAAAUUUAGUUCUUGGUCCCAGCAUUAACACCCCUUUAUUUCUUUGCUGUCAGAUCAAUUCCUCUGCAGUUUCCUAGUUCUGUAAAGCUCUGACUCACACUUGUUACAUACUUAAGGAACUCCAAAAACAGCUUGGGAUGCUAGUGUUCUAGAGAAUCAAGUGAAUGCAGUUUUGUUGGUGGUGUUUUUCUCCCUCAGAAAGGAAGUCUCAUAGCCUAAAUGCCAUCUGUUAUAUUUGUCCAUAUUUAGUUUUUAAGGGACUGUAAAAGUGUGGGUGACUUAAAACAGCAGCUUGGUUCAUCAAAUUAAGUUUUAGGGAAUUAGAGCAGUACAGGGGAAAAUAUAAAUAUGGGCUGAAUUGAUUCUGUGUUUGUAUCCUCACAUAUUGGACUUCCUGGAAUUCAACUCAGAUUUAGAGCUGCCAUUUUUUUAUCAGUAAAAUGGGGAUAAGUAUGUCACCUGACAGGAGACUAGUCCACAGGUGUUACUUUGUGUUUUGUGCAUUUAGGCAAAGACCUGGCAUAUAGUAAACAUUUUGUAAGCACAGAUGCCCCUUUUCAUUCCCUGACACCAUGCAGUAUUCUGUUUCCAGCAAGAGUGCUGCUACUAAAGAUGGAUGCCCUUAGAUACAAGAGGAUUCACACUGUAAUAUUCACAGGAGCAAAGGCUACUUGUACCGUUGUCUAUUGUUUAGGCAUGUUCUUUUGUUUAAUAUUUUUGUUUUAAUGAGCUUUACUGUUUGGUUGGAUGUUUUGUUUAUUUGGUUUUGACUUAAAGUUAUGGGUUUAGUUUCCCCUCAGGUAAAGACCUAAGGAAAUUGUUAAGCAUAGAAGAAAACUCUUAGAAAGCCAAUUAAUUCAUGGUGCAAUUCACAGUUAUUUAAAUCAACCCUCAGCCCCUGAGCAUAAUUCAAUAGCACAGUAAUGAGUGGAAGUUGCGUAUAUUUGUGAAAUAAUAAACAAGGAGAUAUUUAUAGGCCCUCUACAAACUAAAAAAGAAGUAAAAUUUAGCCACCUUUGUCCUUAAAGUAAUCUAACUUACAAGGUUAUAGUUAAACAUUUUUUCAUGGUGCUAAUCAAAAAAAUUCACGUUGCAAGAGAUGAGGUUCUUAAAAUGAGAAUGUACCUCACACUGACAGACAAGGAAAAUAAGCCUAAGGCCAGCAUCCCCAGAUUGCUACAGCCCAUCCUCCCAAUCGGGUACCUUCCAAACAGGAGCAAAAGGAAGCCAGCAUUAGUUAGGAAGGAUGGUUCUGAGGUGAAGUAGCAGGGAGAAGGUGAGAGGAUCGGACAGACUUGCUUAUGCAGAGAGGUCUCAAGACAGCUGUGCUUUGUCACACACCAUUCCAACACCUGAAACUUUGAAAUGAAUUGUCUAGCUGCACAAGCCAGAGUGCAGAGCUGUGGAGGGGAGCAUGGCUGACAGGCAGGUGUGCUCCAAGCUCUCUGCUUCCCUGUGCACUUGUUGCACCAUAAAACUCUGAUGUUAAAAAAGUUCCACACCUGCCUUCCUCACUUUGUCCUAAUUGGAAUGUCGGCAAAGUACAAGACUUCAAACCAGCAGUCUCGGCACUGCUGGGAACUUGUUGAAAAUGCUAAUUGAUGCUUUCAAAUAUUCUACCUUAUUUAUACUUCUGUCUACACGGGCCUGUGGAUUAGUAGUAUUAAUCUCCCCUGUGGCAGCCUUUUAAAUAUUUUUUUUUCUAUUUUUCGGAGCUGGGGACCGAACCUAGGGCCUUGCGCUUGCUAGGCAAGCGCUCCACCACUGAGCUAAAUCCCCAACCCCCUUUUUAAUAUUUUAAGACAAAAACUUAAUUUUACUUUCGUUACUAUGUCCUAACUAUUAAUUGUAAUUAUGUUAUUUUUAUAAUUUAUUUAUUUAGCAUGUAACUGUCACUUUGGAAUGUAGCCUUUCUAAGAUAGAGACUAUAAUUCUGUUAAUCAUAAAUUACUCUUAGCACUCAGCUCUUAUAUAUGCUAAAUAAAUACUUGUUGGGUAAAAGGGAAAAAUGCUAAUACCCGUGUCUUCCCCCACAAAACCUACUGAGCCAAAUUCUGGAAGCAGGGCCCCUCAGUUGUACAGUAAGCCAUUUGCAUGGUCCUGCAGUAGUCAGUUGUGAGAGGCACUGCAGAGCUGACAGAGGUGGACAUUCACCCUCAGGCGCCUACAAUUUGACAACACUUGAACAUUUCCCCUUGCCUCUGUAAGCCUUACCACCACUGUAACUGGCUGAGGUUCUUUCAGACCAGUCUAAGAAGUGGGUAUGAAGGUAGAAGGAUACAUUUAGUGUCAGUAAGGAAAGUAUUGCUUAGAACAGCAGGACCUGGGUGACACAGGUCUCUGGGAAUGUGGCCCCAUCGUCUAAAGCAGUGAGUGGUUCUCAACCCCUUUCUCGCCUGAAACCAUCAGAAAACACAUAUUUACAUUAUGAUUCAUAACAGUAGCGAAAUAAGUUAUGAAGUAGCAAUGAAAAUAAUUUUAUGGUUGGGGUCACCACAACAUGAGGAACUGGAUUAGAGGCCACAGCACCAGGAAGGCUAAGAACCGCAGCUUAAACAAAGAUGAGCUCUAACCACCAUACUUCCACACAGUGCCUUUGAAUUGGGGUUUAGCCUCGAGACACCCUGAGAAGCCAGUGAGGCCAUAUUAGACUAAUGUAUGUACACCUCUGUACCUCAGUCCCUAAGCUCACUUCUACGGCAGUAGACUUUUUAAGAAUUAUUAAUACUUUUUUAUUAAUACAAGUCAUAAUAAACUGACAAAAAAAUUUUAGAGGUAAAAAUAAAAACAUGGCGACAGUUCCAUCGUCUAAGAAGUGCUGUCUGAGGUGUGGCCUCCAGAUUCUCUGUACACUUACAGAUUUUUUUUAAUGGGGAUCAAAUUAUACAUGCUGUUUUGUAACUUUUUCACUCAACAGUGCCAUGCCUAUCUUACUGUGUCAUAUGUAUUUCUACAUCUUUUUUAAUGGAUGCAUGAUAUUUCUUCAUAUGUGCCACAUUUUGUUAAACUACUGUUGAAUUUUUAGGUUUCCAGUUUUUCACUAAUAAACUGCUUUGAAGAACA